This is a messenger RNA of Nematolebias whitei (Rio pearlfish), 1267 nucleotides long. RefSeq names its product zinc finger DHHC-type palmitoyltransferase 2 (gene zdhhc2). The record is from RefSeq and is a predicted model, not a curated record. Bases 1 to 1104 code for a protein of 367 amino acids. The transcript is spliced from 12 exons. Lineage: Eukaryota; Metazoa; Chordata; Actinopteri; Cyprinodontiformes; Rivulidae. Gene Ontology annotation, biological process: protein targeting to membrane; peptidyl-L-cysteine S-palmitoylation. Gene Ontology annotation, molecular function: protein-cysteine S-palmitoyltransferase activity. Gene Ontology annotation, cellular component: endoplasmic reticulum; Golgi apparatus.
AUGGCACCGUGUCGGCCGAGGAGCAUCAGGAGGGGCUGCCAGAGAGUCCUGUACUGGAUCCCAGUCCUGUUCAUCGUCCUCAUAGUGGCCUGGUCCUACUAUGCGUUUGUUCUGCAGCUCUGCAUAGAAUCCAUUGAAGACACCGGAGAAAAGGUGGUGUACCUGCUGGUUUACCAUGUUCUUUUCAUCAUGUUUGUGUGGGCAUACUGGCAAACCAUCUUUACAAAGCCCCUGAAUCCACUGAAGGAGUUUCAGCUGUCCAACUCUGACAAGGAGCUGCUGGAGCGUGAAGAUCGAGGGGAAUCUCAGCAGGAAAUCCUGAGGAGAAUAGCAAAAGACUUGCCCAUCUACACUCGCACAAACUCUGGAGCUAUUCGUUUCUGUGAGCGCUGCCAGCUGCUGAAGCCUGAUCGAUGCCACCAUUGUUCAGUUUGUGAUAAAUGCAUCCUGAAGAUGGACCACCACUGCCCCUGGGUGAACAACUGUGUGGGAUUCUCCAACUACAAGUUUUUCAUGCUGUUCCUGGUGUACUCUCUGCUCUACUGUCUUUUUAUAACUGCAACAGAUCUUCGGUACUUUAUCAAGUUCUGGACAAAAGGCCUCCCGGAGACUCAGGCGAAGUUCCACAUUCUGUUCCUCUUCUUCUCUGCCUCCAUGUUUUCUGUCAGCCUGGCUUCACUCUUCAUCUAUCACUGCUGGCUCAUCUGCAAGAACAGAUCCACACUGGAGGCUGUUCGUGCUCCAGUUUUUCGUCAUGGCACAGACAAGAAUGGGUUCCAUCUUAGCUUUAGCAAGAACUUUCGCCAGGUCUUUGGUGAUGAAGUGAAAUACUGGCCUAUUCCCAUUUUCUCCAGUUUAGGAGAUGGCUGCUUGUUCCCAACAUGCCUGGUGAAUCUGGAUCCUGAGCAGCCCUCAUCACCCAUCAGGUCCAGUUCUGGCAACAAGAGUGCAGCAGAGGGUCGCCAGUUUCCCUCCGAACCCUUGAGAGAGAGUCAGAGCCGGCUGCUCUCCAGCACCCCCUCCUGGUCAGAGGGUGAAGGGGCAGCGGACAAGGACAAGAAGGGUGCCAGUAACCCCGUGAUGACCGUAGAGAAUGAGACGUAACCAGCUGACCGCUUCAAACCAGAACAGAAUCCACAACAAAUCAUUUUGUAUAAAUGCUUCAUCUUCCAGGUGUAUGUGGCCCGUCUUCGUGCCUAUCGGAACUUGUGAUGCAGACAUCCCAGCUUUUUCCCCCCAUCAUGCAUCUUGGUGACAGCGUUACACG